Aspergillus luchuensis is the source of this 1440-nucleotide messenger RNA. RefSeq names its product protein serine/threonine phosphatase PPT1 (gene ppt1). Bases 1 to 1440 code for a protein of 479 amino acids. The record is from RefSeq and is a predicted model, not a curated record. NCBI's taxonomy places the organism in Eukaryota, Fungi, Ascomycota, Eurotiomycetes, Eurotiales, Aspergillaceae. Gene Ontology annotation, molecular function: protein binding; protein serine/threonine phosphatase activity. The transcript is spliced from 4 exons. Gene Ontology annotation, cellular component: cytosol; nucleus.
AUGGCUUCCCCCGAUCUCGAGGCCGCCACUGCCCUCAAGGUGCAGGGGAAUAAGGCCUUCGCUGAACAUGAGUGGCCUACGGCUAUAGAUUUCUACACUAGAGCCAUUGAGAAGUAUGAUAAGGAGCCGUCGUUCUUUAGUAACCGUGCUCAGGCACAUAUCAAGCUUGAGGCGUAUGGCUUUGCGAUCGCUGAUGCCUCCAAGGCACUGGAGCUUGACCCCAACUAUGUCAAGGCCUACUGGCGCCGAGCCCUUGCGAACUCCGCUAUUCUGCACUACAAGGAAGCCCUGAAAGACUUCAAGGCCGUGAUCAAGAGAGAGCCCAACAACCGCGAUGCCAAGCUAAAGCUUACCGAGUGCGAGAAGCUCGUUCGUCGGCUUGAGUUCGAGAAGGCGAUCGAGGUCGGUGAUCCGCCUUCCGCUUUUGAAGAUCUGGAUAUCGAUGCGAUGGUCGUGGAUGAGAAGUAUGAUGGUGUGCGCUUGGAGAAGGAAAUGACGCAGGAGUUCAUUGAUGACAUGAUCGAGCGGUUCAAGAACGGAAAGAAGAUCCAUCGCAAAUACGCUUUCCAAAUAAUCAAGGCCGUCAAGGAUCUUGUCUAUGCGGAGCCGACGAUGGUGGAGGUGGGUGUUAAGGAGGGUACUAGGUUGACGGUUUGCGGUGACACGCACGGCCAAUUCUUCGAUCUUCUCGAGAUCUUCCGCCUCAACGGCUACCCUAGCGAUACCCAUGCUUAUCUCUUCAAUGGUGACUUUGUGGACCGUGGAUCGUGGUCGACGGAGAUUGCUCUCCUGCUGUACGCCUACAAGUGGCUGCGCCCCAACGGUAUCUUCCUGAACCGUGGCAACCAUGAGACGGACGACAUGAACAAGGUGUAUGGCUUCGAGGGCGAGUGCAAGGCCAAGUACAAUGAGACGGUGUUCAAGGUCUUCUCCGAGUCCUUCUCGGCUCUGCCGCUGGCUACGUUGAUCGGCAACAAGUACCUUGUGCUCCACGGCGGUCUCUUCUCGGAUGACAACACUACGCUGGAUGAUAUCCGCAAGCUGAACCGCCACAACCAGCGCCAGCCUGGACAGCAGGGCUUGAUGAUGGAGAUGCUGUGGACAGACCCGCAGACCGCGCCCGGUCGUGGACCCAGCAAGCGCGGUGUUGGUCUUCAGUUUGGUCCGGAUGUCACCAAGCGCUUCUGUGAGAAGAACGGUCUGGAAGCGAUCAUCCGUUCGCACGAGGUGCGCAUGGAGGGCUACGAGGUCGAGCACGACGGACGGUGUAUCACCGUCUUCUCUGCGCCGAAGUACUGCGACACCACGGAGAACAAGGGUGCCUUUAUCAAGAUUGGACCCGAGCUCAAGCUUGAGUACCAGGUGUUUGAGGCUGUUCCUCACCCGGAUAUUAAGCCGAUGGCGUAUGCGCAAAACUCUCUCAUGUCGUCGAUGAUGUGA